UCAAUUAAUAAGAUCGUUUUCGCACUCCUUAAUGUUGUAUCAUGCAAAGUGGUUUUGUACAAGUCGAGAUCCCCCCAUUCGAUAUAGGCAGGCAACAUUAUUUGCUAAGAGGAAGACGAGAAGCUGGUAUACUUCCAAGUUCUCCUCUUUAGCAAUUCCUGGGGAUUCCCGAUAAAGUAUCAAACCAGAUCACGAUGGCGUCCAGUGAGCAGGCGAAGACAUUCACCGUGCCUGUCGGUACGCGGCUUAGUCACGGCUUAGAGCUCGAACUACUCGUGGCGUAUCUGUACAAAUCUGACGUUUUACCCAGUGAGCUAGAUAACUCGAGCCUACCCCCUAUACUACGUGUUGAUGGCGGUGAAUCUGGGAACAUGGGUGACGUAUCUAACGACGGCGUUGACGGAUCUAGCGACGACUAUCUGUGGAUAGGUGCCUCAAACGUACGGGAUCAUAUCGUAGCGACACUACAUGAUCACGGUGUCCGAGUGCAUGCUGACUCGGAACUUUAUUUCGACGACGACGGGCACUCCCCUCACCUCCAUGGUGUCGAUAGCUGGGACAUCGACCUCGAUCCCACGGUCGCGCCAGGAAUACAAGAGUCGGCUCUACCGAAAGAGUACAAGUGGCUCAACGUCGAACUGCGGAGCCCGGCCUUUUGGGAUGUCCAGCACGCUUAUGACGAGACGACCUUCGUCGUCAACUUGCUCAAGUCGAAGUAUUGUGUGCGCGUCAAUGCGUCCUGCGGCUUUCACGUGCACGUUGCCAACGGCACCAGGUACUUCGACACGACGACGCUGAAACGGGCUGGUGCGUUCCUCUGGGCUGCUGACCCCAUGUUAUCUAGGUUACAUGCGCCAUGGCGCCGCGUCCACGAGUAUAGCACGAGCAUUCGGUAUAGAAGUCGGCUUGCGCGCGGCGAUCGGGUACGGCCGGAGGAGAUCCAGGCUUCUAUUGAUGUCUGUGCGGAGAGACUGGACGAACGGAGCAACGGGACUGUGACUAUGGACCCUCUGCCGGUUCUCCCUUAUUCCAGCACGGCUAUGGAAGAGGCUGCGCUCGGAGGCAGGGAGAAAUGGGAGGAGUAUGCUCGCGAGCGCGUGCAGCAAGGGCCAUUAAUGGAAGUGCCUGAGCAACCGCCCUCGCGAGCUGAACGUGAGUUACCCACGUCUGAUUCCGAACCCUUUUCUUUCCUAUUUGCAUCUUCGCCGUCAAGUGAUUGCGAAUCGGAUAACCCAGGUAAUCUAGGAGGUGAGUAUGACCGCAACCUUCAGGCGCUCCUGGACACGAAGGAGCUACGCGCGCGCUGUUAUAAGGAAUACGGACACCAUAAUGUCCGUGCUCUCAGCAUACGUCGGCAGUAUAUGCUCUUACUCGACAGUGUUUGCGAGAUGAUGUUCGGCCAUGCGGAUAUUAAUGAGCUCUCGGACGACGGUUACGAGGCUCUUAUCAGUCAAUGCGAAUCGUUCACGCAGGUUACUAGAUCGAGCUAUACAUGGGACGAGGACCUCAAUAGGUUCGGUCUCAACCGCGGAGCCAUAGGCAAGAAGCUCCGGGCACCCCCGGCACAGAAUUAUAACCCCGACAUCGCUCCCAGCUUAGCCGCGGUUCGCCUGCAGGAGCUCGUCGAGGAGCAGGACAGAGGCGAGAUCCCCGACGACGAGGUCCCGGAUUAUAGCGACGACGACGACGACGAAGACAUAUCGGGCGGAGUGGACGAUUUGGAAAAGUUCUUGUAUAAUCGUCUGGAGCAGUUGAUGCAGCAGCCUACUUUCCCCCUGCAUACUGUCGACGAUUUGGUCGCUGAGAUGAAGAGAUUGAAGGAGUUCGCGGGAAUGUUGUCCCGCCCAAGUUCCGUCGCUUCAACACCCCCUCCUGCCUCCGCGGCAGAGAUGACUGAUUCGGGCGGGGAGUUCAGUCCGUCUGCCUCGGACGCCUUGGACGAGGCGCUCGGGGUGCAUGGUUCUACUCCCUCCGGACUCCGAGACGAUAGUAAUAAACCCGGCUCAUCUACGACAAGCGAUAACUACGACCCGAGCAAAGACCCAGCCUUCUCCGACUUUGCUUCUUCAAAUUCCAGCUCAGAAAUGAUCCUCUCCCCCCUUUCUUCUUCCUCGCCCGCUCCCGACACUGACAAGCUCCAGCCCCACGACAUCAACCGGAUUCCCACGCGCUACAUCGACACUAUCUCCGAAGCAGCCUACCUCUCCGACCAGCACUGGCAGCGCAUAUCCUGGCUGCCCGACCCCAGCCUCAGCGGCCGACCCGAUCCGCUAGAACACCACGCGCGCCACAGCCAGGUGUGCGCCGGCCCCAGCUGCACGGAGCACGUGAUAACCAGCACGCGCGCGGGCAUCGCGACGCUCCUACGCGCCGAGUCCGCGGCCGCGCUCGCCGCGCUCCUCAUCAGCCCCACCGACCCCGACGACAUCGGCGACCGGCUGAACUACAACUUCGUGGCGUACGCGCCGUACACGCUCGGCUCGCUGGCGGCGGCCGCGGAGAAGCGCACCAUCGAGUUCCGCGAGGGCGGCGGCUCGCUGGACGCCGAGUGGAUCGCCACGUGGGCCAGGAUCUGCGUGGGCAUCCUGCGGUUCUGUCGCGAUAGCGACCCCGGGGAGUUCGACAGGGUGUUGGAGAGGGUUGUUGCGCAGGAGGAGCGGAGCAGGGGGGGAGGCGGGGUGCGGUACGAUGUGUGUGAUUUGCUUGAGGAUUUGUGUCUCUUUGGCGAGGCGGAGGUUGUGAGGAGGAGGGAGAGGGAGUUGGGGCCGCCUAGGUGAGCGAAAGCAGGUGAGUGUGUGGAAAUCAGCGAGGCGUUGAGGUUAGGUGAGUUGGUUUGAAACUUGCAUAUCUUAUAUAAUUCGUAUAUUGAGCACCAAGGUAA
Molecule: messenger RNA, 2881 nt
Organism: Xylaria bambusicola
Lineage: Eukaryota; Fungi; Ascomycota; Sordariomycetes; Xylariales; Xylariaceae
Exons: 1
Coding region: 195-2777 (860 amino acids)
Source: RefSeq, a predicted model, not a curated record